AUGCAAAUAUCUGCCCUCAUCACCCUUUUCUCCCUUGCCAUUGGCACAAACGCCUGGGCCCAAGCCGGAAACGGAGAAUGGAUCGCCAAUAAUAAGAUCUAUGAUGUUACCAACUCUGGAUUUGCCAAGGCUACUAUGGAAGCUUGCACAUACAGAAACACAGAGACCCGCGUUCCUAUCGGCCAACCCUGCAAGUACUGGUUGGAUGGUAACGGAAGAAUUGGGUCUGGAGUUUGCCGGGAGGAUCAGUAUAUGUACUACUGCGCCUAA
Fusarium oxysporum Fo47 is the source of this 270-nucleotide messenger RNA. RefSeq lists its product as uncharacterized. The transcript has 3 exons. The record is from RefSeq and is a predicted model, not a curated record. Lineage: Eukaryota; Fungi; Ascomycota; Sordariomycetes; Hypocreales; Nectriaceae. Bases 1 to 270 code for a protein of 89 amino acids.